Molecule: messenger RNA, 450 nt
Organism: Microthlaspi erraticum
Lineage: Eukaryota; Viridiplantae; Streptophyta; Magnoliopsida; Brassicales; Brassicaceae
Source: the annotation of a GenBank genome assembly
AUGUGCAACCUCAAGCAGCACCAAACAAUCGGAGACUAUGACUCUGCCGAUGCUUUCUUCACGGAUAGAAACCCUAUCCAUCCACCACUUCCUGCAAGGAAUGACUAUGAGAUCAAGCCUCAGAUCAUAGCAUUGGUUAGACAGAACCAAUUCAAUGGCCUUCCAGCCGAGCAUCCUCUUGAUCACAUAGAAAACUUUGAAGAGAUUUGCAGCACUACAAGAUCCAAUGGAGUCUCAGCUGACUACUUGAAGUGCAAGCUCUUUUCAUUCUCUCUUGGCGACAAAGCUUCAAGAUGGUUGAAGUCUCUGCCAGCUCACUCCAUUACCACUUGGGAUGAGUACAAGGCCGCUUUCAUCAACCACUUCUACACCAAGCAAAGAUCAGUUUCUGUAGGAACAAGAUCUCCAACUUUCGCCAAGCCAACAAUGAAUCUUUCUAUGAGGCGCUAG